This is a messenger RNA of Salpingoeca rosetta, 867 nucleotides long. RefSeq lists its product as uncharacterized. Gene Ontology annotation, biological process: protein targeting to membrane; peptidyl-L-cysteine S-palmitoylation. Gene Ontology annotation, molecular function: protein-cysteine S-palmitoyltransferase activity. The transcript is spliced from 9 exons. NCBI's taxonomy places the organism in Eukaryota, Choanoflagellata, Craspedida, Salpingoecidae. Bases 160 to 867 code for a protein of 235 amino acids. The record is from RefSeq and is a predicted model, not a curated record. Gene Ontology annotation, cellular component: Golgi apparatus; endoplasmic reticulum.
CGCUGUGGUGCUGCAGCCACAAAAGACGACGAAAGCACUCCUCGCACACUGUCCGCCCAUCGCUCACCCCCAUCACUGACUUGAUUCUUGUGAACAAGCCUUUCUUUCGCUUGCACGGACAGUGUGACAUAGAGGGCACAUCCAAACCGCGUGCUCGAGAUGUGGCUGGCUGCCAGGCUGGCCACGUACUUCCCUGUCCUGUUCGUGACUGGGGUCUGGGCGUGGUCGUACUACGCUUACAUAGUUGUCCUCGUCGGAACGUUGAUUGACAAUGUGUUUGUGGCGGCCGUGUAUGGCCUCACGUUUCACAUGCUGAGCUUCCUCUUCUUGGCACCAUACUACCGCGCCGUCUUUGAGCCGUUGCCUUUGAUUCAAUCCAAAUUUGUGCUUUCGCACCAUGAGUUUCGGCGGUUGACACAUGGCGAGCCGUGCCCAGACCUCAAAGACAGGAACCUGCCCAUCAAAAUGCAUGACGGAAGCGGAAGGCUACGGCUGUGUACCAAAUGCAAGAUCAUCAAGCCAGACCGCUGUCGCCACUGCUCCAUUUGCGGCGCAUGCGUGCUCAAGUUUGACCACCACUGCCCAUGGGUUGCCAACUGUGUUGGGUUUCACAACUACAAGUUUUUCUUCCAGUUCCUUGCAUAUGCGACCUUCUUUCUCAUCUUCGUCGCCGCCACCAGCGCCCGAUACUUCAUCCUCUACGUCAACGGGUCGAUUUCGUCAGAUCACGGCAUCCACAUGGCCGCCAUGUGCUUCAUCGCCGUCGUCUUUCUCUUCAGCGUUGGCAGCUUGUUUGCGAUGCACAUCCAUCUCCUCCGCCGUAACGAAACAACAGUAAUGACACGUGUGCGAUCUGUACUGUUAUAG